GGCCAUGGAGGGAAAGCGCGGAGAAAACCCUAGAUUUUUCGUCGCUGUUCACGUCGGCGCUGGCUUUCACUCCCCGUCUAAUGAGAAAUCUUUCAGAAGAGCAAUGAAGAAAGCCUGCCUAUCUGCCGCGUACGUUCUCCGGAAGAGUACUGGUGGUUGUCUAGACGCUGUUAUAGCUGCCACUAAAGUUCUGGAGGAUGAUCCAAUCACAAAUGCAGGUCGAGGUUCAAACUUGACAGAGCUCGGUCACGUAGAAUGUGAUGCCAGUAUCAUGGAUGGCUUUUCCGGAGCCUACGGUGCUGUGGGGGCUGUUCCAGGUGUUCAUAAUGCCAUACAGAUUGCUGCUUGCUUGGCCAGAGAGCAAAUAAUGGGUUCUUCACUACUUGGGCGAAUACCACCAAUGUUCUUAGUAGGUGAAGGUGCCCUCAAAUGGGGGAAGUCUAAGGGAGUUCUUUUGCCAGCAACUAUUCCUGAAGCUGAACGGUGGCUGAUAACAGAGAGGUCCAAAGGACAAUGGUUAAGGUACAAAUCCAUGCUUGCUGAUGCUAAGAAGCAGAAUGAGCCCAAUUUCAUGCGAUUUAGCGAAGACUCUAAGAUAAAUGGAUUUCUGUCGCCAGGGUCAGGUGGCAUAUUGUUCUCUCAUCCCUCUUUGAUCUAAAGCUUGGCAUGCACACUUUGUUGGAUUGAUGGUGAAUAUAAAUGCAUAU
Messenger RNA from Phalaenopsis equestris, 707 nucleotides. Its product is annotated as putative threonine aspartase. The transcript has 6 exons. NCBI's taxonomy places the organism in Eukaryota, Viridiplantae, Streptophyta, Magnoliopsida, Asparagales, Orchidaceae. Gene Ontology annotation, molecular function: threonine-type endopeptidase activity. Bases 5 to 658 code for a protein of 217 amino acids. Gene Ontology annotation, biological process: protein maturation. The record is from RefSeq and is a predicted model, not a curated record.